Spodoptera frugiperda (fall armyworm) is the source of this 3409-nucleotide messenger RNA. RefSeq lists its product as uncharacterized. The transcript is spliced from 8 exons. Gene Ontology annotation, molecular function: protein binding. NCBI's taxonomy places the organism in Eukaryota, Metazoa, Arthropoda, Insecta, Lepidoptera, Noctuidae. The coding region runs from base 217 to 2013 and encodes 598 amino acids. The record is from RefSeq and is a predicted model, not a curated record.
AUAUUCUACAAAUCUACGAAAUAUUUUUUAGUCUAUGGAUUACGUUAUCACCCGAGUGUGUGGUGUUUUGUAGCAAAUUAUAAUUUUCCUUAUUAUUUCCUCAAAAAACAAACAGUUUCAAAGCUUGCAAUUUUCUUACCAUAUAUAUGUGUGAAAUCAAUAUAUAUAUUCACAUUUCAAUUCCAAUAAUGGAGUUUCUAUAGUGAAAUAGUUCUCAUGGAGUGCCGAUAUCAAUCUAUCUUUUUCGAAAAUAUGUGGAAAUAUGUCACGCGACGGUUUCGGGAUACGUUGGAGCGGGGUGCCAAUCAAUUCGAUAGAUGCAGCUCCACCGUAGUCGGUAAUGGUGCUGUCAAUUUUUGCGAGGAGAAAAAUGACAGUCCACCUUGGUGGCUAUCAAUGCGUAGUUCUGAAUCCUAUCAGAACGAGAAUGAGCCGAACCAUCAAGAAUGGGGUCCCGAACAUCAAGAGAGAAAUUGGAUGGGUGCCAUAACAUGGGAAAAUGGUGUGAACAUAAGUGAAAACCCGGAGAUACAUGCAGGCCCACCCUGCAAGUGGCUAGCACUCCGCAAAAGAUUUGAGUCCCACCAAGAUGAAAAUGGCCCAAAUGACCACAAGUGGAACUUUGGACAUGGAGAUGGGCCAUGGUCGUGGGGAGGCAAGCCAUGGGAACAUGGUGCCGAAAAGGGAGGUGAAAACAAUAUGAAGAAGCCAGGGCCUCCGUCUAAAUGGCGUGGAUUCCGCUGCAGGUCUUUCCAGAAAGGGGAAGGGCCAGAUGCCGAGAAAUGGAAGGAACAUCGAGCUAGGAUUGCGAAAAUGUGGAUGGAUCCCAAAAAAUGGGAAGAUCGCAUGAAAGAACUUCAUGAAAGAGAUGGGAAACAUGUUGGUCCACCUCGUAAGUGGCAUGCACUUCGCUGUCAAACAUACCAAAACGAGAAUGAAAUGAAAUGGAGCAUUGACCACCCAGAGAAAACUUGGAUGAGUCCCAGAUCAUCGGAUAAUCAAUUGGAAACAAUAAAGGAAAAUGAUGAAGAAAAUGCCUCCAGUAAGUGGCUUCAACUUCGCAAAUGUUGCAAAUCAUACAAUGAUGACAAAGGCACUAAUAGCAACAAGUGGGGCUUCCAACACCUGAACAAGUCCUGGGUGGAUGCUAUAACAUGGAGUGGUGCAGCAGUUUUGGGAUGGUAUACUAGUCAAAUUAUACAUUUCAAAGUGAAGCAACAUUGCAGGAUUCUUGACCUUCAAGAGAAAGCAUGCGCCCCUGUAAACAACUUGGUGAAUUCUGUCCAGCCAUUCUUGUCUAGUGUAAACAAAAAUGACUUUUAUGUUGAAUCCAUUUCCAAAAUUGGGAAGAUGUUCUCUGAAUUUACUCCUACUGUAUAUUUGAUGCCUAAUGACAGUGAGAAAGACUUCAAAGAGUUGUCUAAAGUUUCGAUCAAAGAGAAUGUAUCUGAGAAAACAAGUGUAACAAGAACUCUCAGUAACUCCACCUCUGAAACAUCUGAUGAUGACUUGGGUGAUGUGCUGAAUUCUAUUGAAAACAGACUAGGCUUAGCGGCCAUUGAGAGUGGACACUAUCAAGAUGGAUUAAGUUUACUAAGAUCUGCAGCUGAACGUAACCAUGCUCCAGCCAUUUAUAAUUUAGGGUUGUGCUAUGAAAAGGGAUUAGGUGUAACUGCUAAUGAAAAAACGGCAAUGGAGCUAUACAAGUCGGCCGCAUCACUGGAUCACCCUGAAGCUCUAUACAAUCUGGGUAUUUACUACGGACAAGGUCGAGGCGGACUCAAGGCUGAUCAGGAAACUGCGAUACGUUUGUUGCGUCUUGCCGCAGUGCAGGGACAACAGGCGGCAGUCGAGGCUCUGAAGUAUCUCAACGUGAGUAUUUCUGAGCCGCGGCACAAAGACGUGAAUACAUGGACUUACGACAAACAUUCAGAUUUUACAACAAACCCACAAGUUCCAACACCAAGCGGAAUGUUUGUCGAAAAUAUAAAUUACCUGCAGGCAGCUGUUUGAGGCUGCGAUGGCAUUUUUAUAUUUUAAGUUGGUGGUGGAUGAUUUUGUAUCGCGUACAUACACCUUAAUUAGUUGCUAAGUUACAAUACACGCAAAGCGUGAAUAUACCGAGUAAUUAAAUUACAUGGUCAUUAAAAAGGGGGUGUCACAUUGUAUUUUUUAAGAUGGAAUGUUUAAGUUACUAAUUAUCCCAUACUUUUUUUUAUGUAACAAUGUUGUUUUAGAAUUUUUUUUAGGAUUGUAAUUUACAUUGAGAAUGUUUUUUCUGACUUUAUAAUGUUAGACAGAUAAAGACAAAUGUUUGCUUGCAAUUUAUUGAGAAACACCUACCUACUUUACCAUUCUAUGAAAUUCUGUCAAAGAUCAAAUUAUUUGAACAUAUUAAAAAUUAAGUCUUAUUUCGGUCGCGAACCCGGACCGAGUUAGCGUCCUACAUUUUAAAACAACUAGUCUUGCAUGUGUAGACCACUUACCUCGUCAAUACGGUGUUACUCUAGGAUUUGAAGAUUGUACUUGAAUAAUAACGGGAUACUUACACCAAGUUCUUAAUAAUACAACAAAGUAUUCAUUAGAAGUGAUUUAUUUCAAAUGAAUGUUUAACGAUAAAUCAUUCAAGUUGUACUAAAUAACGAGCGAUAAGGCGGUACGUUUGUUAUUUAGUUAGUACGAUCAGAGUAACUCGACAAUCAUAUUUUUACUAUUUAUGCAACAGCAAUAAACAGCCCUUUGCGACGCAUAAGGAUCAACACUGCAUUUAUCGCGACUAGUAUCAAAUUAUUCAAAUCAAUUUACUAAAUAAAUACGUAUUACAUACUGCUAAUGGAUGAAAAGCAGAAAAGAUGUAAAUGUUUUGGUAGAAACUUAUCUUACUUCUCUCAUAUCGACUCCAGAAUUUGAUAAUCAGUCGGUGAGACAAGAAGAAUUAAGUUAGGACGGCUGAAUAUGUUAGUGUGGUUGAUCACCCAUAAGACCCAUACUAAAAUAUUGGCAGCUACCAAAAAUUACGACUUUCUGAUUACAGUGAAAAAGAAAAUACUUUUUAAACUUUUCUUUCUUCUUUUAAACAUAAUUAAACUUUUCAUAUAUCUAAAAAAUUGUAACAUCUUAUAGAAAAGUAGGUACUACAUAAGUGUUUAAUUUUAGCGGUGUUGUUCCUUAGGCGACGUAUUAAAUGUUGUAUGUACAAUUAACAUCCAUUUACUAUAUUCUUUUGUUUUGUAUUUGUAGCUUCACCACAAAAAUCCGCCUAUCUUGUUCCUUAGUUUUCGAGUAUUAACUUUAUUUCGUAACUGUUUCAAAAUGACACAAAAUAAAUGCUUCAGUGUAAUAUAUGUGAUUAUUAUUGUAAUCACUGCAUAUGUAAUUUAUGAAAAUCAAUAAAAAAAUGUAAACUUAA